Molossus molossus (Pallas's mastiff bat) is the source of this 4069-nucleotide messenger RNA. RefSeq names its product zinc finger protein 512B (gene ZNF512B). Gene Ontology annotation, molecular function: zinc ion binding. Bases 52 to 2838 code for a protein of 928 amino acids. Lineage: Eukaryota; Metazoa; Chordata; Mammalia; Chiroptera; Molossidae. The transcript is spliced from 17 exons. The record is from RefSeq and is a predicted model, not a curated record.
CCGGCCGGCCCCGGCCCCCGCCCCGCCUCUGUCCCGCUGGGCGCCGCAGCAAUGACUGAUCCCUUCUGUGUUGGAGGCAGCCGCCGGCUCCCAGGGUCCAGCAAGAGUGGGCCUGGGAAGGAUGGCAGCCGGAAUGAGGUCCGACUUCCUGUGCGACACGAACCACCAAAACUGGGGUUGCCCAUGGCCCGGGGUGGGCAGACGGUGCCCGGCCAGGCCCCACUCUGCUUUGACCCAGGAAGUCCAGCCAGCGACAGGACAGAAGGGAAGAAAAAGGGGCGUCCGAAAGCGGAGAACCAGGCCCUCCGAGACAUUCCCCUCUCGCUGAUGAACCAGUGGAAAGAUGAAUUCAAGGUGCACUCACGGGUCAAGUGUCCCAACUCAGGGUGCUGGCUGGAGUUCCCCAGCAUCUACGGGCUCAAGUACCAUUACCAGCGGUGCCAAGGGGGCGCGACCUCAGAAAGGCUGGCCUUCCCCUGCCCCUUCUGUGAGGCCGCCUUCACCUCCAAGACCCAGCUGGAGAAGCACCGGAUCUGGAACCACAUGGACCGACCCCUGCCUGCCCCCAAGCCUGGGCCAGUCAGCCGGCCGGUCUCCAUCAGCCGGCCCGUUGGGGUCAGCAAGCCCAUUGGAGUGAGCAAGCCUGUCACUAUUGGCAAACCUGUGGGUGUCAGCAAACCCAUCGGUAUCAGCAAGCCAGUGACGGUCAGCAGGCCUGUGCCAGUCACUAAGUCAGUGACGGUCAGCAGGCCUGUGCCGGUCACCAAGCCAGUGACGGUCAGCAGGCCUGUGCCGGUCACCAAGCCAGUGACAAUCAGCAGGCCUGUGCCGGUCACCAAACCAGUGACGGUCAGCAGGCCUGUGCCGAUCACCAAGCCCAUACCGGUCACCAAGUCUGUGCCGGUCACCAAGUCUGUGCCGGUCACCAAACCAGUGACUGCCAGCAAGCCAGUGCCAGUCACCAAACCUGUGCCAGUCACCAAACCGGUGCCGAUGACAAAACUUGUGACGGUCACGAAACCUGUGCCAGUCACAAAGCCAGUGACGGUCAGCAGGCCCAUUGUGGUCAGUAAGCUCGUGACGGUCAGCAGGCCCAUCGCCAUCAGCAGACACACCCCGUCCUGCAAAAUGGUGCUGCUGACCAAGUCUGAGAACAGAACUUCUCGUGUUGCGGGGAGGGCCAGUGGAAAGAAAAGGAUUGCGGACGGCCUGGACUCCUGCCCUCUCCCUCCCAAGCAGGCGAGGUCAGAGAACGGCGAGUGCGGCCCGUCCACCACGGGCCAGGGCUCAGCCUUCCAGCCCAGCACAGAGGCCAGCAGCGGCCCCCUUUCUCUGGGAGGCAGGCCCUCAGGGGGCAAGGAGGCGCCCAGGGCCACGGGCCCCGUGUCCCCACCUGACGAGGGAGCCGAGCGCACGAAGCACAGAAGGAAACAGAAAACACCCAAGAAGUUUACAGGGGAGCAGCCAUCGAUCUCAGGAACCUUCGGACUCAAAGGCCUGGCCAAGGCAGAAGACAAAUCCCGAGGCUACCGUGCCAAGAAGCAGGAAGGGCCAAGCCCCGAGGACGUCCGGAAGAAGGUGCCGGCCCCUGCCAGCACUGUCAGCAAGGAGGGGCCGGCCCCUGUGGCCCACCCAGCCCCAGGUGGCCCUGAGGAGCAGUGGCAGCGGGCCAUCCACGAGCGGGGGGAGGCUGUCUGCCCCACGUGCAACGUGGUCACCCGAAAGACCCUCGUGGGGCUCAAGAAGCACAUGGAGGUGUGUCAGAAGCUGCAGGAUGCCCUCAAGUGCCGGCACUGCCGGAAGCAGUUCAAGUCCAAGGCUGGCCUCAACUACCACACCAUGGCCGAGCACAGCACCAAGCCUUCAGACACCGAGGCUUCCGAGGGGAGUGAGCAGGAGGAGCGUGAGCGGCUGCGCAAAGUGCUGAAGCAGAUGGGGAGGCUGCGCUGCCCCCAGGAGGGCUGUGGCGCGGCCUUCUCCAGCCUCAUGGGCUACCAGUACCACCAGCGGCGCUGCGGGAAGCCGCCCUGUGAGCUGGACAGCCCCUCCUUCCCCUGCGCCCACUGCGGCAAGACCUACCGCUCCAAGGCCGGCCACGACUACCACAUGCGCUCGGAGCACACCGCCCCGCCGCCCGAGGAGCCCCAGGACAAGUCCCCUGAGGCCGAGGACCUGUUGGGUGUUGAGCGGACCCCCAGUGGCCGCAUCCGCCGCACGUCGGCCCAGGUCGCUGUGUUCCACCUGCAGGAGAUUGCGGAGGACGAGCUGGCCCGAGACUGGACCAAGCGGCGGAUGAAAGACGACCUGGUGCCCGAGACGGCGCGGCUCAACUACACUCGGCCAGGCCUCCCCACGCUCAACCCCCAGCUGCUGGAGGCAUGGAAGAACGAAGUCAAGGAGAAGGGCCACGUCAACUGUCCUAAUGAUUGCUGCGAAGCCAUCUACUCCAGUGUGUCCGGCCUCAAGGCCCAUCUCGCCAGCUGCAGCAAGGGAGACCACCUGGUGGGGAAGUAUUGCUGUCUGCUGUGUCCAAAGGAGUUCAGCUCUGAGAGUGGCGUCAAGUACCACAUCCUCAAGGCCCAUGCAGAGAACUGGUUCCGCACCACAGCAGACUCGCCUCCCAAGCGCAGGAGCCCAGACUCAUUGGCGCCCAAGAAGGAGGACAACAGUCUGGCCGGCGGGAAGAAGCGGGGCAGAAAGCCCAAGGAGCGGCCCCCCGAGGAGCCCGCACCCAAGAUGCCCCCUCCCCAGGAGGACUGGUCCCCAGGAGGCAGAGACAGGGGGGCCCGGGGCUUCACUGGCCGGAAGGUGGGAGCCGGCAAGGUGCCCGAGAAGUGAGCGUGGUGGCUGGCAGGUGCGUGGGGCCCAGCCCCCACGCUGGCCCAGCCCUCUGUCCAGGGUGGGGCGCUAGUUCUGGGACAUCCUGCCCUCCAGUUGCCCACCCCCAUCCCUGCCUACCCCUCUGCCCAGUGGGGGCAGGCCGCCCUGCUUUCUCCUGAAGGUGGCCCUGCCCUGUGCAGGCUGCCGCAGGCACAUCUGGGCUGGGCUCCCUGGGAAGGGCCAGGGGCGGCACAGAAGGGCAAUAGCCUGAGGGAUGUUCACAAGCCUGGCAGAGUCUGGGGCCCUGGAAGGGCAGAGGGAGGGUCUGCAGCCUGGGCCUCGGUGCCGUGGGGGGAUGCCGAGUGGCCAGGUUUUUGGCCCUAGCCACGAAAGCUGUGUGCCCCAUCUGCUUCCUCAGGCCCAAGGCUUGGGGGUCCCUGGUUCUGGGCUGAUGAGGGUACCUGAGCAGCCUUGCCUCCGUACCCAACACUGGAACCCCAGCACCCCCAGCUACCUCCCUGGACAGACCCUGAGUCUGACCGCUGCCGUGCUGACCUGACAGUCCAUACCACCCCACCCCCCAGCCCCGUUCCUCUGCUUCUGUUCUCUACCUCUCCAGGCCCGUCCUCCCCGCCUGUGUGACCCCUGCUGUGCUUGGGCCCACGACCCACUGGCUUGUGUCCACCCUGGUGGCGGAAGUGGCCCGCUGACGGGCUCUGCCAUCCCCAGUGGUGCUCCCUGCUUGGGGCAAGGCCCUGGUUUUCCGCUGCAGGGAUGCCGGAGCUGGGCACGCAGAGCAUGCUCCGGCGUGGCCGACACCGCUGGCCGGGCUGGGGUGGCCUGAUAGGUUCAGGAUGGUCCAGUUUGGCCCUGGGGCCAUGGGCGUGUGGGCAGGGAACUGGGCCCAGCUCUGAGGAGUGACCACUGUUCUGUCUGCUGGUCUGGCCUGGCCUGUGGCCAGGCUCCUGUGGGAGCCGCUACCCUUUUUUUUCACUUGCCCCUUUGUUUCUGGUCGUGUGGUCUUUUGAUAUGAGAGCUAAAAGCCUGGGAGGGGCUUGACCGAGGUCACAGUGGGGUGAUGGGAGCUCGGGGCUGCCUUGGCUCCCUGUGGGGCACUGAGGAUGGCUGGGUCUGCAGGUUGGGCAGGGUUCGGGCUGGAGUGCUGGCCGCCUCCUCGGGCUCUGCCUUCCAGCAGUGGCACUGCCUGGGGAGGGGACUCUCAGAGUCGCAGGGUUUUGAUGGAGGCUGU